This is a messenger RNA of Cuscuta epithymum, 2678 nucleotides long. Lineage: Eukaryota; Viridiplantae; Streptophyta; Magnoliopsida; Solanales; Convolvulaceae. The record is from the annotation of a GenBank genome assembly.
AUACAGCUAAGCUGCAUCAGAAUUUAUAAAAUUGAGAUAGCUUCCUACUCGCUCUUCCCAACUCCAUACAGCUAAGCUGCACUUCUAUUCUCAACUUUUAAUCCACCAUCCUCUUAAUUUCUUCUUGUAAUUAUUGAUUUAAGGGUGAUUACUUCCAACCCCAUACAGCUAAGAUCUCUUCCAUGGAAACGGCGAACACUUUGUGAGCAGUAGGGUCCGAAACUGUGCUUUGACCGGUUUAUACGGCAUUGGGCACAUCCCGGUUUCCACAUGCAUCGAACCGGCCGGUCCGGUUUUUAAAACAUAGCCUUCUUCCUGGGCUUCUCAAGAUUCUUCUCCCCAGUUCCACCACUCCUCCUAGCUACAGGUAUUUCACUUCUCUUCUCAGAAUUUUAUCUCCUUCAAUAUCUCUACCUUCCAUUCAUGUUCUGCUUUUGUUAAUCGAGUGGGCAUGGUUUAUUUUCGCCACUCCUCCUAGCUACAGGAACCCAAAAGCAGAUCCAAUAGCUAGCUGAUGCGCCGAUAGUUGAACCUCCCAGGGCCAGUCAUGACAGAUUCCAAGCACCCCCGCCUCGUCCUCCCCAACUUUUUAUCUCUUGAUCUCUGCAAGGAAUUGCAGUUUAUUCAUAAGAGCUGUUGCGCAGUUGGGUACAGAGCAAAUGUCUUCUCAACAACCCUCUCUCAUCUGAUUGCUACUAACUGCGCUCAUUUGAUCAUGCCCAUUAUUCCUAUAAGAGAGAGGCUGAUGGAUGAAGUGGAAGCAUAUUUUGGGUGCAACCUUGAACUGUAUGUUGAAUUCACUGGACUCUUAAGUUGGUGUAAAGGAGCUAGCAUUGGUUGGCACAGUGACAACAACAAACCUUAUCUUAAACAACGGGACUUUUCGGCAAUUUGUUAUUUGAAUAGUUACGAUGUGGACUUCAAAGGAGGGGUAUUUCAUUUUAAGGAAGGGGAGCCUGCUAACAUCUUGCCUAUGGCUGGUGAUGCCAUUUUGUACACAGCCGAUGACCGAAAUAUCCACUGUGUUGAUGAGGUAAUAGAUGGCGAGCGCAUAACACUCACUCUAUGGUUUAGCCGUGAUGCAUCUCAUGAUGAAGAUUCCAAACUCAUCUCACUUCUCUCAGAAAUUUCGGUGCACAAUUUUAAUGACAAAUGUGAUUCAAUUUUACCAAUUCCAGCGCCCAUUAAUAUGCAUUGGUUCCCUCCAGAAGAAGACAUAGAGUACUCUUCAUCGGGAUUUGAUAUACGGUGUGGAAGGUUGCAUGUUAUGGGGUUUGAGCUUUACUCAUCUCUGGGCGUAUGCUUAUGCUCUCCAUCAGAAGAUUCCUCCAGAAGUUUGUUAAAAUUACUCCAAGAACCUCUCCAACUGGCACGAAUGGACGAGUUGUCUUCUAUCAAAUUUGCAAAUGUAUCGCAUGCCCUUCAGGUGGUGCUAUUUUAUUUUUGGAAGUUCUUGGAUUUGAGGAUUGAACAGAAAAUGACACCUGCCAAGGUGACCCUGAUAUAUGAAAUGCAAAGAGCACACAUAAAUGAUUUGAAACACAUUUAUGUGAGGGAUGCCCAAGUGGCAAAGACACUGUUUGGGCUCCAAUCAGCUCUCAAGGACAUUCAAAAUGAAUUUGAUUGGGCUAGCUUUUCUUCUGCAGUUUCUGAAUGGGAAGACUAUACUUGCAAGUUGCACAACGAACUUCUUUUGAGCUUAUCGCAGUGGAGGUCUCAUCAAUUUAUUUUCUAUUCUCCACAUGCAAAACUUGAAUAGCAAUGAAUUGUAUAUACAUGUUUGGUCCUUAGCAUGUCAACACACUUCUAUUCAAGUUUUGCAUGUGAAGAACAAAAAUAAAUUGAUGAGACCUCUGCUGUGAUAAGCUCAAAAGAAAUUCGUUGUGCAAACCUGCAAGUAUAGUCUUCCCAUUUAGUAUCCGCAGAAGAAAAGCUAGCCCAAUCAUUUUGGAUGUCCUUCUGCAGUUACUGAAUGGGAAGGUUAUACUUGCAUGUUGCACAACGAACUUCUUUUGAACUUAUCACAGUGAAGGUCUCACCAAUUUAUUUUUUGUUAUCCACAUGCAAAACUCGAAUAACAUUGUAUUGUCAUGCUAAGGACCAAACAUGUAUAUACAAUCCGUUGCAUUUCAAGUUUUGCAGUGUAGAACAAAAAACAAAUUGAUGAGACCUCCACCGUGAUAAGCUCAAAAGAAGUUCGUUGUGCAACAUGCAAGUAUAGUCUUCCCAUUUAGAAACUGCAGAAGAGAAACUAACCCAAUCACCUCUCAAGGACAUCCAAAAUAAAUUUGAUUGGGCUAACUUCUCUUCUACGGUUUCCGUUUCUGAAUGGAAAGAUUAUACUUGCAGAUUGCACAACGAACUUCUUUGGAGCUUAUCAUAGUGGAGGCCUUAUCGAUUUAUUUUUUGUUCUCCAUAUGCAAAACUUGAAUAGCAUUGAAUUGUAUAAUCAUGUUUGGUCCUUAGGAUGACAAUACAAUUUUAUGUACAAUGUUGGGUGAGAUUGUCUUAAUUAGAAGUAAUAUGUUUACGUUUUCCAUAAAUAGAACCAUAUAUUCAAGUAUUUCUUUUUAGGAGUGAAUAGCUAUGAACAUAUCCAUCUCCUUGAUUUAAGGAAAAAUGGUUAAAUCAGCCCACAUAUUAUUUUGAAAAAGUCAAUGGAGUCCAUGUAGUAUUUU